UGGUACUGCGGUAGGUGCCGAGCACACCGCCUGCAUAUAGCGUUCCAUGUAAGCUUCUUUUUCCUGAGGUUGUCGGGCUGCUGGAUGGUCCUCGCGGCGCGUGCCUCAGGUAGAAAUGGUCGAACUCUACUGCUCGUGGUAGCAAUCAUUGUGCUGGGAGCUAUCCUCACCCUCACUACCUCUCCGGUACUCCAGCGCGCGAACGAUGCCGCGCCCGGGGUCAUCGAGGGGAAGCUGGAUGACUUGCACGCGACCGUCCGAGACCUGAAGGCAGCGACGCCCGCGGGCGACGGGCGCAACCACGUCAUCGAGGGGAAGCUGGAUGACUUGCACGCGACCGUCCGAGACCUGAAGGCAGCGCUCGAGGCCAGCAGCGAGGCCGGAGCGCCUUCGCGCAGAGAGCACGUACAACGCAGAGACGACGUGCAAGCGAAGGCAGUCGCCAAGGCGGACUUUGAAACGGAUUUUCAGUGCCGGCAGAACCAAGGCGCCGCGGAGACCUGCCAGAUUCGGUGCGCGGGCGGCUGUGCGAACGCUGUGCAAUUGUGUAACUCGCUGCCCCAUUGCAUAAAAGUUAGUUACAACGCCAAGAGGACGUGGGCGACGCUCAAACGGAAGCCGACGGCGGACGAGAUACGGCGGCACGAAACCAGGAAGGAAAUAUUAAAUAACGAUAAGCUCGACCUCGCAAAGACCGUCGCCCGCGAAGGCUGGGAGAGCUCUGAGGUGCGCGUCACCGCUAAUCAAGCGACGAGGGGCGCGCUCGCCUCGUGUCCGGGGUUUUACAACGGCAAUUGUAAUGAGCGAGGCGAGAACUUACUGGGUCGAUGUUUUUGCAUCGCUGGCUACACGGGCGCGCGGUGCGAGGUCGCCACUGCGAAACCUCCGUGCACGAACAAAGACGACCGCUGCUUUUACGCGGAGGACGCUGGCAUUUUUGUGAUCAGUCCCUCGCGCUGGCGGAAGGCGCAGUGGGCCGAGGGACAGUUGUGGACGCAAAAUUGGAACGUGAACGCGAGGACGGGGGAUCGAGUGGACGACCACAUGAGAGACUUUAAUUUGUAUAGAGACGUCGGUGCCCCUGGCACAAAUCUCGGGAACUUCAUCGAAGUCGGUGCCGGACCGUGGACCCAAAGCCUCUGGAUGAUCCAGCAACGCAAAUUUCAGGUCGAAAACUAUGUCAUCAUGGAGCCCGGAGCAUCGUCAUACAUGAACACGGUGGAGACAUGCGUUUAUAGGGACGGCGAAGUGCGAGGAUUCGAAGGCAGGACGUUGAUCAUAAACGCCGGCGCGGAGAGGUUGGACGUGUUCGAUCAAGCCUUCGACACGCUCAUGAUGAUCAACGUGAUCGAGCACGUCGAAAAUGGCAUCCGAAUCCUCCGAAAUAUCUACAAUGCCCUCAAGCCUGGAGGCCUGCUUAUUUUUAACGAGUGUGUUUUCCGUGUCAGAAACUUCGAGAUCCCUACCGCGUCAACCCCCCACGCCAUCGACGCGACAUGCCCUAAAGAAUGCAUCAUUGCGUGACCAAAAAAACGAUCGUCGAUGUCCACACAGUCGUUGGUGGGACAGCGAAGGUCCCCCUGGCAAAAAAAGGAGCCUGUUCGACCUCGACGUUCUCUAUCAUCCCGUGCGCAUGAAACGGGCCGUGUUCGACCAGUUCCUCUCGGGAUUUGACAAGGUCUACGAACGGAGAGACCAAGACGCCGAAUCCUUCCGGCGGCACAAAUACACGGGGACGUACUUUAUCGGGCGCAAGAAGGCGGCGCCGUGCACUUGAAUCUCAAACUUGAAUCAUGGCACUUCCAAGUCGUCGAACUAGUACUACUAGUCUUUCAAAGUUCGAGUCGCAAUUUUAAAUUUACUACUACUUAUUUAUGUACAGGAGGCCUGACACUAGGUGGC
This is a messenger RNA of Pelagomonas calceolata, 1902 nucleotides long. Lineage: Eukaryota; Pelagophyceae; Pelagomonadales; Pelagomonadaceae. The record is from the annotation of a GenBank genome assembly.